Messenger RNA from Macrosiphum euphorbiae (potato aphid), 627 nucleotides. The record is from the annotation of a GenBank genome assembly. Lineage: Eukaryota; Metazoa; Arthropoda; Insecta; Hemiptera; Aphididae.
AUGUCAUUAAUGAUUCCUGAUGUUCAACCAUUGGAAUAUGGUAACUCCUUGGUGACAUGUGAUGCGACGAUAAGCCAUGUUAUAAAAGCAAUACUUAGUGACAUUCCAUCGGCCAAAGAGAUAACUGAGUGUAUAUCGUCCAAAUGUGAUAAAUCAGAAAGAAAUAUUAUGUAUCUAACAUACCAAAUGGGUAAGGAAGGCCGUCUGGAUGAAUUGCAAUCGUUUUUGGAUGAACGAAUUGAAACAGACUUCAUAAAUUGUGCACAAAUUGGCUGUGAUAAUAUGAAGUCUGUUAAAACCAUUAUUUCAAAAAUGAGUUUAUUUAUUGACGUCCUUUAUUGGGAAGAUGAAAAUGAUCAGUGUAGUAGUGAAGCAGCAAAUAUCUCUAUGGCACGUUUAUGUGAUAUUUCUCCUAUAAUCAUAUGUGACACAACCACAUACGAACUUCGUGGCGUGAUAGCAUUUCGUCAGGGAAAAUCAAAACUGAGGCAUUCAAUCGGUCAUCAUACAACAUACGCGAAGCGUGAUACAAAACACUGGGAGUUGUAUGAUGACCUUAAAACUAAACCUGUGCCAAUUAAGGACACAACGAUAGUGCCAUGUGAAUUUUUAUUAUAUACAAUUUAA